This is a messenger RNA of Varroa destructor (honeybee mite), 1568 nucleotides long. RefSeq lists its product as uncharacterized. NCBI's taxonomy places the organism in Eukaryota, Metazoa, Arthropoda, Arachnida, Mesostigmata, Varroidae. The record is from RefSeq and is a predicted model, not a curated record.
GUGAAUAACGCAGCGUCAGUAGGGAAAUAAAUAUUUAAUUUGUAUUUAUAUUGUGCUUAUGUGGGUAUUCUAAAGGUUUUAGCGGAUUAUGCACGGGUUGAUUGGCAUGCUACAUCUAGUCCACUCGCGUGCUCCCAUGAAAAUAGUGUGAAAUUCUCAUUGACAAGAUUGUUCUGUUUAUGAAUAGAAAGAGCGAACAACAGUUCUAGUGAACAGGUGGAAUAAGAUCUCUUAGUGAGGCCAUAACGAUGAUGAGUUUAUUAAGACCACGUAUUAAAUAACUAUAGAGAUGUUCUCCAAUUCGGCUAACUGUUCGAGCUGUGCUUCAAUUUCAAAGGAUAUUGGAUGUUUUUGUUGGAUUUGCGGGAAUAUAAUAGCACGCAUCUCAUUAAAUAUCUGUAUGAGAGUGGAUUAUUUUCGACUCAUCCAUACCAUAUAUACAAGGCGCGCACAGUUAAUUAACGACCUCAUUCGGAACCAACAUGAGGUCGUUACUUCGCUGUUAUCAGAAAGACGAGUUUCGACCGCAGCGAGGAAGAUCGCAACGCAACUUCGACAACAGAACGAACACCUUAGUUCAGAAUGCACAAGCAUAUCAGAGGAAUAUAAGGCGGCUCUCGAGAAGCUAUCACCGCUUGAAACGCGGGUAACCGAGUUGGAGAACGAAGUUUCGGUUAAAUGUACUGAACUUGAAAAAAUGCGACAAGACUUGAGUCUAGCUCAUCUCUCAGGGAACGGCGCUGUAACUUCCGCUCAGAAGUCCGAUACCCUUGAACAAGAGAAACAAAUCAGGGAGCUUGAAGAUAAAUUACGGGAGCAAAAGGCUAAAGGUUUGUUAGCUUCGUAAUUAAAAUUUUUUUUUUUGUUCUUUUGAAUGACUCUCGCUAAAUUUCGAGCCUAAGCGUUUCCUAUUGCUAACAGAAAGACAUAGAAAACAUGCCUCCACAGAUUAAUUAAAUUGAAUUAACCACAGGGUUAGUUCACUUAUCGCAGGUUGUGGCGCUAUCGAUCCGUAAUUUACUAAGUAUGCAAAGCAAUAAUAAUAAGUUAAAGAUAAUUGUUACUACUACGCACAGCAAAAGAAACAGGUUAGGUUAGCGUCUGGCUGAAGCAGCAAAGCAUUGCGUAUUUAUACUGUAAUUGUACUUCUCGCUCUUUUCUUUAUCAUCAGUUAGUCAUAUUAUCUGUAGCACUUGACGCAGCCGACGAUAGCGUAACUAGCCUACCGAGUGGGCGUUGAAGAAAAAACUUACUGAUAUGCGUUUAACUACUGAUGUAAUUGAGUCUAAUCGCGUCGUUUCGUUAUCAGACACAUUUCUUGAACAACCCAACGGACGCCAAUAUCUUCUGUUUAAGUAGUUUUUUUAUUCGUCUUUUUACAAGCCGCGUUUAUCUUGUAACAUAAUAAAUUAAAAUAACUAAAUACUUGUCUUAUUACGGUACAUUUAAGUAUUGGAAGUUUGUAAUGAAUUUGUUCUACUAGUAGUUUCUAUAAGUUAAAGCAUAGAUGAAUGGAGCUCCCAAAUUGAGCGUACUUAGACAUGUUACAACCAUGACCAUUUCAUGUC